AUGCGGCUGCCCCAUAUCGUCUUGCUUUACUUCACGUCGGUCUCUCUGAGCCUCGUACCGACUUUGUCGCUGUCUGUGACUCCGCUUGAUCAUCGACGUCGUGAACUUGAACGGCGAAGGGACUGGGAGAAAGAGGGUAGGCUCGUUGAACGACGAUGGGACUCGGAGGAUAUGCUCGUCAAACACUCGUGGGUCGAACCUCCUCCUGGAUGGGCGGUCGUCCAGUCUGCACCGCCGUCGUCCGACCACCAAAUCACGCUUCAUAUUGGGUUGAAGCAGUGGGGUGCUGGGAGGCUUGUGGAGGAGUUGGGGAGGGUUAGUGAUCCGGCUUGGUUGGUUGCCAGGGUGCCAGUGGUGUAUCUAUGUCCUGAGAACGCGUACUUUCUUUUCUUUUGGAGGUAUGGACAGUACUUGUCGAAAGAGCAGGUUGAAGAGUUUACGCGUCCUCAUCCGGAUACGAGGAGGGUAGUCGAGGAUUGGCUGUUGUUUUCCGGUGUUUUACCUCCGGGAUACACUUCGAAAAGCCCGUCGCAAACAUACGACGCAAUGGGACUAAACCACGACACGAUCACACUCUCCCUCCCCCUCUCCCAAGCAGAACGCCUCCUCAACACGUCCUACCACACCUUCCUCCACCGAGCUUCGAACACCACCGUCCUCCGCACGCUAUCCUACUCCCUCCCAAGGAUCCUGCACGAGCAUGUGGAUCUUGUAUCGCCCACGACGUAUUUUGGUACGAUACGGAGUAUGAGGAGCAUGAGUUUUUUGCAGCCAGAACUUGUUAGGCCGUCGGAGUGGGACUCCGUGGUCGCUACUAGUAGUACUAGCGACACUCCCAACUUCCGUAGUGGAAAGACGGGUUCGGUUUCGUCUGAGGAGUCGUCGGAGGCGGUGGGUGUCGCGGUGGACUCUCAGCCUGAUCCUGCGGGGUUGGUGGAUGCUUUGUUGGGACCUGUAGCGGAGGGAUUGGCGGCUGCGAGUUGUAAUCUGUUCGUUACGCCGGCUUGUUUGAGGAGGUUGUAUAAUACUACCUCGUACAUCCCGACCUUGCGACAGAAGUCGGAGGGGGAGAGGGGGAACGUACUGUUGGGAGUGGGUGUUGCGGGGUAUCUGGAUCAGUUUGUUAAUGAUGCGGAUUUGCAGACGUUUUAUUCAAAGUUUAGGCCCGAAGCGAAGGGGUUUGGGGUUCCGACUGUGCAGGUUGAUGGGGGAGGGAAUGAUCAAUCUAAACCUGGUGUCGAGGCGAACCUCGAUGUGCAAUAUACAACCGCGAUGUCAUACCCUAUACCAAACAUCUACUACAGCACAGGCGGCACACCCCCCUUCCUCGCAGACACCCAAACACCGAGCAACACGAAUGAACCCUACCUCGCCUGGCUCACCUACCUCCUGAGCCAACCCACCCUCCCGGCAGUCAUCACGACGUCGUAUGGGGAUGACGAGCAGACUGUUCCUGUUGAGUAUGCUACGCGGGGGACGACGCGCGUCAACCCCGAGAUUGGGAUCAAGUUCUCUGGUGGGGGGUUCUCGCGGUACUUUGCGAGGCCUGAGUACCAGGAGAGGACUGUGAAGUCGUAUUUGGAUGCGACGGGUGUGGAGGAGAAGUAUGCGGGGUUGUUCAAUGUGAACGGAAGAGCCUAUCCGGACCUUUCGGCCCAGGCGAAUGGGUACCAAGUUGUCGUUGGAGGACAGGUUUAUUCUGUUGGAGGGACGAGUGCUAGUUCCCCUACAGUCGCAGGAAUAUUCGCCCUCCUCAAUGACUACCGACUAUCACAGAAUCGAUCCCUUCUGGGGUUUAUCAACCCGCUGAUAUACUCUGGUUAUGCGCGAGGGGCGUUUAAUGAUAUUGUUUCGGGGAAUAAUCCGGGGUGUCAUACGAACGGAUUUGAAGCGAGAAGUGGAUGGGAUCCUGUUACGGGUGUUGGAACGCCGGAUUUUGUAAAGUUGCAGGGUGUGGUUGUGAGGUAG
Molecule: messenger RNA, 1968 nt
Organism: Coprinopsis cinerea okayama7#130
Lineage: Eukaryota; Fungi; Basidiomycota; Agaricomycetes; Agaricales; Psathyrellaceae
Product: tripeptidyl peptidase SED3
Exons: 10
Coding region: 1-1968 (655 amino acids)
Biological process (GO): proteolysis
Molecular function (GO): serine-type endopeptidase activity; tripeptidyl-peptidase activity
Source: RefSeq, a predicted model, not a curated record